AUGGCGAGCAAACGCCCUCGUUCGGAUUCCCCAGAGGUAUCCUCCUCUCGCCCCCGCCGCAAGGUCACGGAGCCAGGCCCGCCUCCCCCAGUCCCGUAUGAGGAUUCAAUCUUCUCGGUCCAAACAGAUGUGUCGGAAUCCACGCGUGCAGCAAAUCUAGCCGCAAUGCUUGAUCGCAUUGAUCGGUACGCCACAAGUGCGGAAAGACCCCACGAUGAAAUCCUCCAAGCAUCCCUUAGAAAUUUCCUCGAGAUGUUACCACCAGAUGGAUGCGCCGAGCUCUUGAAGGACCAAGUUGUAAUUCUAAUAGUUCUUCCAUCGGUCCGCCUACCAAGCUCGGAGCGGACGAUCAAAGAAGGGAAACUGAGCUAUUCUUGA
Penicillium paradoxum is the source of this 378-nucleotide messenger RNA. RefSeq lists its product as uncharacterized. Lineage: Eukaryota; Fungi; Ascomycota; Eurotiomycetes; Eurotiales; Aspergillaceae. The transcript has a single exon. Bases 1 to 378 code for a protein of 125 amino acids. The record is from RefSeq and is a predicted model, not a curated record.